This is a messenger RNA of Sesamum indicum (sesame), 1992 nucleotides long. RefSeq names its product galactan beta-1,4-galactosyltransferase GALS3. NCBI's taxonomy places the organism in Eukaryota, Viridiplantae, Streptophyta, Magnoliopsida, Lamiales, Pedaliaceae. The record is from RefSeq and is a predicted model, not a curated record. Gene Ontology annotation, cellular component: cytoplasm. Gene Ontology annotation, molecular function: glycosyltransferase activity.
CUUACACAAAAGCAAAAGAAAAAAUAAGUUCCCAUUCCAUUUACAUAUAUAUUCUUGCUCUGUUGUGCUGUGCAGCUGCCUGUGCCCCCGCCCCGCCCCGCCCCUUAACCUUUCUUCUCCCCCCACCCCAACAAUAAUUCAAUUGAAAACCUGCCUGAGAACAGGAAAGCUUCUUCGUCCACCGCCACCCCCAAAAGAACCCAAAAAACGGUCAAGUGACAAAAUUGUACUACGUCUUAGCUCCUCCAACUACACAGCUCAAUUAGCACUCAUCCUACACUACACCCACCGAUUAUGGUGAUAAGCAGCAAUAGUAGCAGUAGCCCUACUAACCAAAAGAUUCACAAGGACAGGAGAAUGUUUGUUGGUAUCAUCUGGAACUGUGCUGCUGAGCUCAAACUCCUCCUCACCGCUCUCCUCUUCCUCUGCUCUCUUGCCACUCUCCUCCAAUUCCUCCCUUCCCGCUUCCUUCUCUCUCCCUCCGACCUCCGCCUCUGCCUCUCCGAUUCUAACGUUACCACCCUUAACAAUUCCUCCUCCCAACUCCUCCCUAUUAACACCGAUUACUUGUUCAACCACGGCGUGCUUAAGCGCUCUUUCAACCCCUUCGGCUCUGCUGCUUACAACUUCAUUUUAAUGUCCGCUUACCGAGGCGGCCCCAACACCUUCGCCGUCGUCGGUCUCUCUUCCAAGCCUCUCCACCUCUACGGCAAGCCCACCUAUCAAUGCCUCUGGGUACCCCACCACGAUCCUCUCAAUUCCCUCUCCACUCCCGGCCACAAGAUCCUCCCCGAUUGGGGCUACGGCCGCGUUUACACCGUCGUUGUCGUUAACUGCACUUUCCCAACCCUCGCCGGGGCCGACGGAAAGGGUGGCCAGCUUCUUCUCCGCGCCGCUACCAAUGGCGGAGGUGACCGCACCCUCAACAUCACCGACACCAUUCUCGCCUUGGCCGAAACCCCUCAAGAUUUUGCCAAUUUCACGGCGCAAUUCACAUCGGGGCCCAAGUACGAUUAUCUGUAUUGUGGGUCGUCUCUGUAUGGGAACUUGAGUCCUCAGAGAGUGCGAGAGUGGUUGGCAUAUCACGUGAGACUGUUCGGUGCAAGGCCCUGGAUGGAGAAAGGGUUCGUCACGUUGCAAGAUAUACGGGAGCAGGAAAGGUUCGAUGGCUACUAUCACAAUCAAUUCCUGAUAGUGAAUGAUUGCUUGCAUAGGUACAGAUUUGCAGCCAAGUGGAUAUUCUUCUUUGACGUUGAUGAAUUCAUUUUUGUGCCCAAGAAGACCACCAUCAAUUCCAUCUUGGAUUCCCUCACAGAAUUUACUCAGUUCACAAUUGAGCAGAUGCCCAUGUCCAACAAGCUCUGCUUCUCCCAGGAUGCUCCUACGGCUUUCAGGAAAUGGGGAUUUGAGAAGCUAGUUUACAAGGAUGUGAAGAGGGGUAUAAGGAGGGACCGUAAGUAUGCCGUUCAGCCACUGAGUGUGUUUGCAACUGGAGUGCACAUGUCGCAGAACAUUGUGGGCAAGACGACACACAAGACGGAAGGGCGCAUAAAGUACUUCCAUUAUCAUGGGACGAUUGCAAUGCGGCGCGAACCAUGCCAACAAUUUCUCAAUUCCACAGAGACCACGGUUGAUGGAACUCCUUACAUUGUGGACACUACAAUGCGUGACAUUGCAGGAGCAGUAAAGAGAUUCGAACUCAAAAUGAUUGGCUCUAGAUUGCAAAGAACACGGCAAUGAACAUUUUGGUGCUUUUUGUUUCUCCAUCAUUGAUAGGAAAAGUUUUUGUUGCACUUGAUUCUUGUAUCAUAAAUUUUCAUGUCGUCAUCUCUUUCCACCAGAGCACAUAUACAUACAUAGGUAUUGUUACAGGAAUGCAUGUUUUUUUCUUAUAGGCAAAAGAGAGCAUUACAGUUUUAUAUUCUUUUCAGUUUGGUUUUUGAGAGUAUUUUGUUACAAUGAUUAAUGCGAAUGGAUUAAAUUACCGUGAAA